AUUUUUUUCUUUAAAAAAAUGCUAAUAAUUUUCAUUGUUGUCAAUAACCUGACAAAUAAAAGACAUCGUUGUGAGCGAAAAGGUUCGUAUCGUACAUCCAGAAGCUAAAAGGCUAUUCUGUAUUAAUACUGUAUAUCAUAAAAGGUUUAUCAAGCACUGAUAGGUAGAUAAUGAGACCCUACUUCAAACGUUAUAGACCGUCCAAAAGAAGUAGUACAUCGAGACAAACCCGACGGCAACGCCUAUCAUCAUCACACCAACAGAAGACACAAUCAACAUCUGGGAGUCAAACCAAAACAACUGAUCCAUACGUAGACUUGUUAAACCUAUUUGGUUCGUGGAGUAAGGUUGGUUCGCAAUAUACACAACAGAUACCACCGGGAAAGCCAUUGCCCGAUAAUGAGCUAAAGGCGUGCACUGACAGAGGUAUUACAUUUAUACAGGCACUCGGCUCCGGAGGUUUUGGUACCGUAUGGAAGUGUAGUCUAAGUCAGCCACUGUCCGACCGAACCGGCCGUCCAACAUAUGAUGGAGGAGUACGAUCUGCACAGUAAACUGAACCACGAAAACAUUGUACGC
Oppia nitens is the source of this 579-nucleotide messenger RNA. RefSeq lists its product as uncharacterized. The transcript is spliced from 2 exons. Bases 171 to 554 code for a protein of 127 amino acids. The record is from RefSeq and is a predicted model, not a curated record. Lineage: Eukaryota; Metazoa; Arthropoda; Arachnida; Sarcoptiformes; Oppiidae.